This is a messenger RNA of Entrophospora sp. SA101, 224 nucleotides long. NCBI's taxonomy places the organism in Eukaryota, Fungi, Glomeromycota, Glomeromycetes, Entrophosporales, Entrophosporaceae. The record is from the annotation of a GenBank genome assembly.
UAAACUCUAUUGUUACCUCAGAUAAGCAGACAAAAAAGACUAGCAGAAAAAAAAAGGACAAUUCUAGUGCGGAAUUAUCUAAAGGUGGAGAUCUAUCGGAAUCGAAAACCAUACAUCAUUCUAUUUUAAAUAAUCAGUCUACUUCGUCAGUGCCAGAAAAUGAAGUGCAAGCCAGAAUGUCACAUUUGCGAAAAUAUGCUAAAGAGCUUCAAGCUGAAUCCUGA